GACAAUUAGACUACCAAUACAACGACUUAUAGUCGAUAUUUUAAUUUACCCUGUACUUUUGCCUUUCAUUGUUUUUGUUUACAUCCCCUCUCAUAAACUGGCCGGCAUCAUUUAUUAGUUGAAGCACAGAGAGAAAUAUGGAAAUUAUGGAACGUUUGAAUCAUGCACUGACAAACGGCUUGAGCAAGGAAGAGUUUUUUCGCUUAGUAGAAUCAGAGCUGAAGGGCAAAAGGCUACUGAAAAGUACCAACAGUACAAUUACUUUAUCUUCUCGGACAUCAAACACACCAACAGAGUACCAUGAGCUACUGAACAAGUUGAACGAACAAGAGGCUCAAUUUAAAUUGUUUCACGAGGAAGAGAAAAAGAGGCACCAAAAGUAUGAAGAUAUGAUGCAUCAGCAGGCCAAACUGUUCCAGCGUUUGCUGGAGGAGAAUAAGUCUCACACGGCUGAAAGUUUUCAAAACCUCAGAGCCGGCCUUCAGGAGGUUAAGGACAUGCUGCACAACACUGCCCAAAUGGAAAAGAGUUUUUUCAGAGAAGAGUUAGGCUCUGCUCAGAGUGACAUGUUUAAUAAAUUAGUCAAGGUUCAAGAUGUGAGUAAAAAUAAGGUGUGUGCAGAAUCAAAAGCCGUGCAACUAAUGCUGCAAGAGUUUAAGGACUUUGUCCACAGUGGGUUUUCACAGAUCAACAAAAAUGUUUUGGCUGUGAAGAGUCACGUCACUCGUCUGUCAUCGCAGAUCCCGCUGGACGUGUCCCACGUCCCCCACGAACCAGACACGAGCAAAGAAACUUUUGUGCAGAAUGUUCCAGAUGCUGAGGUUGAGCCCGACAAAAACCAACCAAUGACCUUUCUUUUGGCUGUGGACAACUUGUUUUAUCAAUUUUUCUGCUUGAUUUUUCUGAUUUUGCCUUGCCCCAGAAUCCAGCCAUUGAACUUGAAAGUGGGCUGGCCAUUUCUUAUAGUUGGAUUGGUCCUGGGCUUCUGUAUUCACUGCGUUUGUAACAGCUUUUGGCCAUCAGAGGAAAACACAGUGUAUGUAGAGAGAAAGAAUGGCUGGCUUGGUCUCUUCUAGCCAGCUGUGUGAAGGUGAAGGUCACUAGUAACUGCUGAACAUCAGAAGGUGAAGGUCACUAUUAACUGCUGAACAUCUUUAGCCAGUCAAGGCAUGAAUAUUUUUUUCUUUCAAAGCUCCAUCAACACAGUGUACCAUUAACUUAUCAUGAUAUUAAUUGCCUUGACAGCAUUAAGUACUUUUUAAAAUGAAAAUAAAAUCCAGUCAGUUUUACUAUUUAUUAUAUUAUAUUGAAUUUUUAAAUACAUUGAUAUUUAUAACAUCAUGAAAUUGUGUGACACUUUUUGUAAAUAAAAAUGAAUUUCAUAU
Molecule: messenger RNA, 1385 nt
Organism: Physella acuta
Lineage: Eukaryota; Metazoa; Mollusca; Gastropoda; Physidae
Source: RefSeq, a predicted model, not a curated record